CCGCGCGCCGCGCUCAACAUGGCGGCCGCUCUUCUCCCGCCGUACCCACGUGGAGGCGCGUCGGUGACGUCACUUCCGCAGUGACGCCGGAAGCGGUGGCCGUGCCGCCAUGGAUGCCGGGUGGCAGCGGCCGGGGCUGUCGGUGACGCUCGGAGCUCUGCACGCGGCGCUGGGCCGGGCCGGGCCGCUGUGGGUGAAGGAGAGCAGCGCCCGCAACCUGCGGCACCGCGACUUCCUGGCGCCACGAGCUGCACUCGGGGCCGCGUUCGGCGGGGAGCAGGUUCCUCCCGGUGUUGUUGCUGCCGUGUCGGCGCUGUGCGGCCCGGGGGUGCUGCCGGUGUCCGAGUGCCGUCACACGGCGGCGGGGCUGGAGGUGCAGCUGCGGCGCGGUGAGACGUUCCGCCGCCUGCUGGGCCCGACAGCCGCCCCCGCCGCCCCGCCCGGUCCCCGCCCAGCCGUGGUGCUGCACUGCGCGGCCCUGCGCUGCCCCGGCCCCGUGUCUCCCCGCGGGCUGCGCCCCGUGCUGCUCGCCGACCACCUGGCCCAGCUGCUGCGCAAACAGGGGGUCAGCGUGUUGCUGGUCCCCGCCAUCGCUGACAAACAGGGUCGGGAGGUUUUACGGCAGCUCCGCGUGGAAUGGCCGUACAGCAGCACAGCCGGGUCUGACACCGUGUCAGCCCUGAAGCAAGCACUCAAACAGUGCCCCUAUGCCACGCGCUGUGAGAAGGGAUCAGGUGAGGCCUCGCUGCCCGAGAACGUCAUUUGUAAAGUCCAUCUGAAGAGCUUCGUGGAGCAGCAGGGCCUGCAAGGCUACGACCCCAACCUGGGAGUCCUCCUUGUUACAGAGGAGAAGCUGCGGUCCCUGGCUGAACUGCAGCAAGCUGUGCUGCAGGGCACGGCAGGGUGUCAGGGGAGCAGCUGCACUGUGGUGCAUGUGGUGAGCUGUGAGGAGGAAUUCCAGCAGCAGCAGAUGGAUCUGCUGUGGAGGAUUCUGGAUCCAGGAACCCACGUGGAUUUGCAGAAGCACCUUGUCUGUGGACCAGUGAAGGUGACAAACCCCUCAUCCCCCAUCAGUGCAGACCAGUACUUUCAGCUCAGAAAACGCCAGAUGUAUGAUGCCUCUGUCAUGAAAUAUGGGGAGCUUGCACAAGAUGAGGCCUGGACUGAGGUUAUUGAUAUCCUGACGGUGGCUGCCAUCAGGUUUGAGAUGCUGAGCACUGCCCACCGGAGCCAGAUCACCCUGGACCUGGAGGACAGCAGCAUUUCUACAAAGGGAACCAAGAGUGGUGCCUUUGUGAUGUACAACUGUGCCCGGCUGGCCACACUCUUUGACACCUACCAGAGGGCUGUAGAGCAAGGCACGUACCCACCUCUGCCACCAGCAUCAGAACUGAACUUCUCCUGCCUCCGAGAAGAGGGUGAAUGGCUCCUCCUCUUUAGCUACCUCUUGCCCUUCCCAGAAGUCUUGCAGCAAGCAGCGCAGCUGCCCUCACCCAGCAGGGGGUUCCGGAUCACAGCCAACACAGAGGCAGUGUGCAAGUUCCUGAUCCAGCUCAGCAUGGAUUUCAGCUCCUACUACAACCGGGUCCACAUUCUUGGGGAGCCAUUCCCUCACCUCUUUGACCAGAUGUUUGCUCGCCUCCAGCUGCUGGGAGCAGUGAGGGACAUGUUCCAUAGUGCCUUGGCGACUCUGCACCUCCCUCCUCUUAGCCAGAUCUGAGCCACCAGUGAAGACUGUUGACAAACUGCAGUGUUACAAGGGGCAGAACAGGGCACUUCCUCCCAGGCCAGGCACCAGGCUGCCUGCUGGUCAGGGACUAGGAGUUGAGGUCCAUCUGAGUCUCAUGAUGGGGCUCCUACUGCUCAGUGCCCAUGUUUUAAGGGCAUAGUUGAGUUCAAAGGAAGGAAGCACAAGGGACCAGGGCACCCCCAUAGAGCCAGGUAUCAAACUGUUCCCUUAAAGCCAUUUAUUAAAGAGGAGCUCUGUGCUGGCAGAGAGCUCUUGAGCCUCAAGGGCUGCAGCCCUGCUUUGUGCCAAGUCCUGACAUUAGGGCUGAAUACAGUUAUUGCUGGACAAA
Molecule: messenger RNA, 2078 nt
Organism: Coturnix japonica (Japanese quail)
Lineage: Eukaryota; Metazoa; Chordata; Aves; Galliformes; Phasianidae
Gene: DALRD3
Product: DALR anticodon binding domain containing 3
Biological process (GO): arginyl-tRNA aminoacylation; tRNA C3-cytosine methylation
Molecular function (GO): tRNA binding; ATP binding; arginine-tRNA ligase activity
Source: RefSeq, a predicted model, not a curated record